AGAACUCGGUGGGAAAAAUAAUUUCGCGAGCGGCGGGGGGGGGGGGGGGUGGGGUCGGUUGAGGGCCAAUUCGAUGAUGAUGAGCUGAGCAACUUUGAGCGUGCGCAAUUCGCAAACCAAGAUUGCGAAAAUGUCGUCGGCUCAUGUUCUUGUUACUGAUCGCAUUGAGCGAUCCAUUAAAUCCAUAUUGACAAGAAACGAUGUUCCUGAGGUUACGAAAAGAGAGUUCAAGCAGAUCAUCGAAACUGAAGUGACGGAAAAGAAUGGCGAACCACGAUCGAUUUCAUUCUCCUGUGUUCAACAAUUGCAUCAGCUGCUGUCAAAAGGCGUCAAUUCAAAAACGUUGUAUCUCCAUGAACUUCUUGAGGGAGCUGAUGUAUACCACCCACCUUUGAAACAACCAGAAAGGAAUCCAGAACUUGUUGCCAGACUGGAAAGGUUGAAGGCUGAACAAGAGGAUAGGGAGUAUAGACGCAUGACGAGGAAUGUGAAAAUCAAAACCUAUGGUGAAAGUCCCUUAGCUCAGGUUGGACAAGAAGUUCGAACAUUCCAAGUCCAGAUGAUGGGCGUGCUCAAUGUUGUUUUAACAAUCGGAGGAGGCUUUGUGUUUGGGUAUAUGGCUGCUGCAUAUCAAAGCCAACCUGUCAUAUGGCGAUUUACAGCGGGACUCAUAGUGGCAUUCAUAGUAGCUGUAGCAGAUCUUUACUUCUUCAUCAAACAUGAAGUAUGACAUCUAACUUCGACGUCAUGUUCAAGAAUGCUCAAGAGACACUAUGAAAUAUUGCAAUUAAUGGACCAAUGAUAUGCUGGAAGGAAUUUAGUAUGUAUCGCAGUUAUGGAUCGCAAGAGUGUUAGGUUAUUUUUGUUUCUCUAGUGGGCAUGUAAAAAUUGAGGAAAGUGAUAGAAGAAGGGAACAAGAUUCAAUGACAUAUAUGUGUACAUACACCCCAUCAGACAUGUGCAGCAGCAUUUUAAUAAAUGUAUUCCUAGGGCUGCUCAUUCCACUUUGUUGAAUUAGAUAUGUCGGUGUCCUUUUCUUCUAUUUCAAAAAUGUUGAUGAGCACGUCUUAUGAAGCAUCUUUAUGAAGUAUAUUUCAUGAAGCAUUUCAUUUGUGAUUUGUUAUGAGCUAAUCAGACACAAGGAUUUCAUUUUUGUCUCACCUGCGAAGCAGAGUGAGACUCGCAUACAUUCGUAAUUCCGAAGCUUUGUUAUUCCGAAGGUUUGAUAUUCCGAAGGUUCGUAUUUCCGAAGGUUCGUGAUUCCUAAGGUUCGUUAGUCCGAAAACGAAAUAAGGUUCGUAAUUCCGAAGGUUAGUUAAUCCGAAAACGAAAUAAGGUUCGUAAUUCCGAAGUUUUCGUUGGUCCGGAAAACGAAAUGAGGUUCAUAAUUCCGAAGGUUCGUCAGUCCAAAAACGAAAUGAGGUUCGUAAUUCAGAAGGUUCGUCAAUCCGAAAACGAAAUGAGGUUCGUAAUUCUGAAGCUUCGUCAAUCCGAAAACGAAAUGAGGUUCGUAAUUCCGAAGGUUCGUCAAUCCGAAAACGAAAUGAGGUUUGUAAUUCCGAAGGUUCGUUAGUCCGAAAACGAAAUAAGGUUUGUUAAUCCGAAAAUUAAAUAAGGUUCACAUUUCCGAAAAUGAAAUAAAUUCAUCUUGGUAACAAAAACGUUGUUGUCAUUACAAGAUAACACGAUAUCAUGCAAUAAUAGUAAUAACAAUCGAUGAUACAUGUGUGUGUUGUGGCCAAAGCAUCUAUUGCAUUAAGAAUAGGUGCCCGAAGCGCGAGCUUUUUAGAGGUUUAGAAUUAAAAAAUGGGUCAUUCUAUUCACUUUUUAUUCAUGAACAAUAUGAAUUUCUUGCUAAGAAAUGAUGCGAGUGAUUUUUUUAUAUUUCAAUGUAAAAACCGGGCUUUUGAGCACACUUUACAUAGAGAACGAGUCGUGUCUCUCAAGAAACAAAUCAAUGCAAGUGUGAAGAUAGAAUUGAUCAUUAAGGACUGUUUAACAUUAUGAAGAGGGCAUUUUUUUGUUACUAAAAUUGGAGGUAGGUCGGCAGAGAGUAUUUUUGUUUAGGGUGGGCAAAGUAAAAAAGGGCACUUAUAAUGUCAAAAUGGGCAUAUUAGUGGAAACGGAUAUUUUCACCGGAGAUUAUCAUCUGCGUGAAGUAGUUGUAGUAAUUAAGUUGAGCAAAGCCAUUUUGAAGUGAUUUCUGAUUGAUAACAUAUAUAUUUAAGAAAAAAUAAAAUCUGAAGUUGUAAUACUCGCUUUUGGUCAAUUAUGGCGCUAAUUUCUGUUAAAAGGACAUCCUUGUGAGAUGUUGAAAGCGUGAAUCGUGAGCUCAAACUAUUAGACAUUUUAUGUAACGACAUGAACUUCAUAGUAGACUUGUUAAGAGGUUGAACGCUGCAUUUUUUAGUACAAAUGUCCCACUUGGCACAAAUGUUCCUUGAGUCAAAAGAAAAAGAUUCAUCCAAACAGACACGCUGUAUCUAUGCAAAUGAGCAAGUAAUUUGCAUAAAUUUGCAUAUUAUGUCGAUAUAGUGAAAAAGGGUACUUAAGACUAUAUUUUUAACCAGAACUGUUUAAAAUUGGAAACAAAGACUUGGGGUAAGAAAGGGAAGAAAAUUGUCAUGAAAUGAUUGGGAUAUCCUUGUUUUCUAUUACCUAAUUUACAUAAAUUAUGCAAAUUAUAAUUUAAAACAGAGUAUUUUUUCAUGAAUCCUGAACUGUUUUAUAGAUAACAGCAUUUAAUGCACAAUGUCAACAUUCUACAUGAAAGAGAACAUAUUAGCAAAAACAUUGAGAUACUUCAUGACAGUAUUAAUGUCAUAAUUUGCUUUAAAAGAGGGCAAAUAUGUCAAUAUGUAUUACGUGGUAUUGCGCUAAACGAGACCAAAACAAACCUCUAUGUCACAGUCACACUAACGAUCUGACUAUAAAGCGAUCAAUGGUAUGUCAGAAUGUUUUAUUUUUCUCCAUGCAUAACAAGAAAUAAAUUGACAGAAUAGAAUGUUACAUAAAAUACAAAGUAGGAACUAAGCAUAAACAAGAAAAUGUUUGAAGUGCAGAGUUCCCUAAAUGACAUCGUAUGUAAGUAAUUUAUUUGACUAAAAUAUGGCUCAAAAUACGCAUUCACAGAAACCAGAACAAAAAUUAAAUACUAAAACUACAAUAAUGCCCUUUUUGUCUUUCUCUAAUUUUACCAAGAGCAAAGGAGGUUACAUAACUAUAAAAGUUGUUUUGCUAACUGUGGCAUCGCAGCGUUUAGGAAACUCUAAAAGUUUCAGACUGUGAACUCUAAAACUCUAAAAGUUUCUUUAACUGUGGGACCAAAUUUUGUCAAUAUAACCCCAGAAGAGAAUCACUUUAGUUGAUACAAGCAAUUAAAUAAUACUGUCUGGAAAUAUACAAUUAUACCAAUUGUAAUUAGCAUAAUAUGAAAAGUUGUGUAGUUCUACACCGAACAAACUGUUCUAUAUGUAUUUACCUUUCUUUUCAUGUCACAAUAAAUGUUAGAUUUAAUUGUGCCACAAUUUUAAUUGGGAAUAAGUUAUAAAAUGCAAAAAUUAGCCAUUUUAUGUUCAAAUUUGCAUAAUGUAUAAUUUAUUCAUAAUUUAUGCAAAUUAGACAACAUGGAUGGAUAAUUGUUUUCUUUUCCUCCAUCCAUAGAACAUUAGUACUGUGUAAAAUGCCUAAUUUUGGUGAUUGAAGUUUUUUACACUAUUCAUGGAAUUUGUAUAGGUAAGCUAAAAAAGACGCCCGGUUCUUAAAAAAUAAUCCCGAAAAACAAACACUCGUAAUAACAAACAGGCUUGUUAAAGUAACCUAAAUGCUCAUCUCAUAUUCGACGAGGAAGAUACAACAUCGAUGUUCAUGAUAUAAGAGAUUAAACAGUCAACGUCAGGCGUCUUAUUUACUAUUGUUUUAAUCAAACGAUAGGAUUAUAUAUUAUAUAAAGCAUUUUGAACAUUUAACGAUCAGUGAAAUUAUAAUCCCCUCAAGCACACCGGAGCCAACUAUAUAUUUUAUGAUAAUUUCAUUCAUAUUAUUACACAAAUAUGACCAUUAAAAGGUUUAUCAGUCUUAUACUGAUGGCAGCAGACAUUAUCGUUAAAAAUGAUAUGUUUUAGCUUUUACAGUAUAUCUGGCGUCAUGCAUUGGAGGGGGGGGGUGCGUGAUUUAUAUUGCACUGCAUGGGUUUCUUGAAGAAAAAUGAAAAGAGAGAGAGAGAAAGAGUGAAAUUUCAAAAAGAUUAAAUUUCGAAAUAAAAGUUUUGGAAGAAAACCUCGAAUAUACACUCUAAAAACAAAUCAGUCAAAAAGUACCUGUUAAUAGGGUCAGCUGGGUGCAACCAGUGGCGUAAGUACGGGGGGCAUGGGGGGCACGUGCCCACCCCCCCAAAAAAAAAAAAAAAAAAAAAAAAAAAAAACGGGGAAAAGAGGAAGAAAGGAAGAGUAACGUAGUGGGAAAGAAGAAAUUAUUUUUUAUUUGUAUAUUAUAUUAUAAUCAUGUUAUGUUAUGUUACAUAGAAAACAUUUUUAUCCUAACUUUAUGAAACAUUAUUUGCUCAGGGCCUAUGUUGUCAUUGUUCCUGGUGCUCGCAUUGUCUGAUUAAAGAGAUACAUGUAUAUAAACCUGUUGUACGAAAAACUCCCGUUUCAAGUCAAUAUACACCAAAUAUAUUAUUGUUUUAUGCAGUGA
Molecule: messenger RNA, 4695 nt
Organism: Lytechinus pictus (painted urchin)
Lineage: Eukaryota; Metazoa; Echinodermata; Echinoidea; Temnopleuroida; Toxopneustidae
Product: transmembrane protein 199-like
Exons: 6
Coding region: 131-730 (199 amino acids)
Biological process (GO): vacuolar proton-transporting V-type ATPase complex assembly
Cellular component (GO): endomembrane system
Source: RefSeq, a predicted model, not a curated record